ACCUUUGAUGGUCCGUACUGUGAAAGCUAGAGUGAUGUAUACAGAUCCUGAUGGAAAUAAAGUUGAAUUGGAACCAUCAUCUAUUACCAUGUACUUCGAUGCAGAGUCAGCGCCAACCGACGGUGAUGAUGAAGAGGAAGUAGGAUCCGUUUCCAAGCGCCCUGCUGAAGAUUCAACCAUGGUAGGCGGAUCUGUUCUCAAGCGCCCCCGUGUGGAUCUUGGCGAAGCAAGUCAAGUUUUGGUCGGGAAUCUGAACCCUGGACAAGAUUCAUCAGCAACUGGUACCAUAGAGGAAGUGAAAAGCGGAUCUGUUAUAAACAAGGAUCUUGGAGGGUCAAGUGAAAUCGUUUGAAUAAUCUGAACCCUGGAGCAGAUCCAGUUGUUGAUGCUUCUAGUGACACUUAAAUCCACUUUUUUAGUGGAUGGGUGUCACCUUGAUUACUAGUCCUUAAUCUAGUUAAGUUUAAGUAUUGUAAUGUCAGCAUUUUAAAUUCACUUUUACGCUACUUUGGCUUUUGUACGACACUAAGCUUUUGUCUAUUAUAGCCUCAUAUUGUGUAUUGAAUA
This is a messenger RNA of Erigeron canadensis, 567 nucleotides long. RefSeq lists its product as uncharacterized. Lineage: Eukaryota; Viridiplantae; Streptophyta; Magnoliopsida; Asterales; Asteraceae. Bases 8 to 352 code for a protein of 114 amino acids. The transcript is spliced from 5 exons. The record is from RefSeq and is a predicted model, not a curated record.